AUGUUUCGAUACCUCUCACUGUUCCUCCUCCAGUUUAUUCUACUUCUGGUAAGGUUUAAGGCUUUUAGUUAUCAAACACAACCGAAUCAUGAUUUCCUUCGAUUUAUUGCCUUUUUAUUUUCAAAGGGAGUCUGUAAACAAUCUCGAUAGCUCGUUCAGACUAUAUAGUUAUUACACAAGACAAUUUUGUUACGCCAUUUCUUCUUUAUAAUUUUAGAGACUUGAGUGAGUUAGUGUGUGUAACGAGGUUUUGUAAACAGCAAUUCAUUCAGCCCUUUCAGAUAUGGACAUCUGGUGUUUCGAGGCUCUCUGGCGCAAGAAAUAACAAGUUUACUCGAAGUCUUAAUAUUUCUUUAAGUUUCUUCGAGCUCCCAGUAUGGCUUUUGGUUUCGCGCUUUACAUUUACUAAGUACCAUGUUCCUGCUCUAGGGCGAUGGACUCGGUAAAUCUGCGGUGAAUACGCGGAUGAAACGCGGCUUAUCUUCCCACCACCAUCACUCGUCGAAGUUAUCAAUAAAAGACCUUGCUCUUGAGUUGGCAAAGAAACACGUAAGUAGUUUGAGUAAAUAAUUGUAUCUUCUAAAUGUAUGGUUAAUACCGCCACUAAGAGAUUAUAAACUAAUCUCCUGUUGUCACUCAAGUCUGUUACCACCAAAACAAACCACCAAUGUAAAGGUUCUACCGCAUAACGAAAAUUGUUUAUUUUUCUCUUUACAAUUCUGGAUUUUUGAAAAUCUCUUUUGCCCGUACUGUAUCAUCAGCUUUAGGUACGAUAGUAAACGUAAGUGUCACGACCAUUUACAAGAAAAAUUCCCGUCAGCAAACUAAAGAACCGUGUCAAUAGGGUUUAGCGCAUUACUAAGAUGGCUUUUUCUGUUUGUAGUUGCUCAAGAUGAUAGUUGAUGAGCAACAUGACUUAGAUAAAGCAAAAGAGAAUGUUUACAUCCUGGAAAGAGGUUUGUUAAAAAUGUUAACCACUUGGGUUUUGGAGACUAGGAUUAAAUUGGUUUUAAUUUGUUUUAACACAGCUACGAAGAUUUAAAGAAAAUUUUGCAAUUUCUUUUGCAGUUUUUGUCAAAUGAUAUGCAAAGAAUACAAAAGACAAAUUGGAUUAGAAAAUGUAUGAAAAAUAAUAAGAGUGUGAUUGGAAAGUAAAAAAUAUAUUCUAGAGAUUUAUGGAGGGCCUAAACGAAAACAAAACCAUAUUUGCAAAAAAUCUCUGGAUUGCGAAAACUUUAAAAAAAAAUCGCAAAAGCGAUGACGAAAAUCGAGAAAUUCAUCGUAGAGGGAAAAAAAAGACCCAAAAGAAAUUCAUGAAAAUCGCAGAUGCUCGCAGGAAACAAAAUUUGAAAAGGAAAUACACAAGAGUCGAAUGUUUGCAAAACAAAAGAAAAUUAAAGAAACAUGGCUAGAUUGCAGAAACCAUGGAAAAUUGUCUAAACGUGUGUCUACGUACGAACAUCACCAAAAGGGUUAAGGGAGGCUCCAACUCCAGCCAAAUUUACGCCAAAAAAAUCACAAAAAACCGUUUAGUUUGAAAAAAAAUGCAAUAAAAACUGAUGCUACUUCUGUAAAAUCCAAGAACAGGCUCAAUUUAAGUGGUUGGCUUAACACCCAAGAAGCGGAAGCUUUAAUUGACAUGAAACUGUAGAAAAUCGCAAAAUGUGCUGAGAAUUAAGAACAUUAAAUUAGAGGAAAAACAACACUGGUUUCUGCCGCAUUACGAAUUGACAUAAGUAUAGGUGAUCAGAAGACUUUUUAAUCAAAUAUUUCUAUGAAAAGAAGGAAAAUCUGAUCAACUAAUAUUAAACUUUAUCUUUGACUGAAACUUCUUCAGACAGGUGCACAAACAUCAAAUCUGUUGGAAAACCUAUCACUCACAGCACUCGGUCUUAUACACAAGGAGCUUGGAUGAAAGACCCACUAGGAAUCGUGGGUGCUGAGACCAUAUUUACCAUGGAAAAUCAUUACGCAAAUGUCAUCCAAGCGUUUGAAAACAUGGAAAAGUUCAAGGCUGGUGUGGUGCACAAGACUUAUUCUCUGCCUUAUUACUCUGAUGGAAAUGGAGCAGUAGUGUACGGACCAUACCUCUACUACAACAGGUGAAAUAUUUCAUGGUUUCCAACUUUAUCUAACUUACAAUUAUAAAAGAGACUUUUGACUUGUUUUACAGAUAGAUAGAUUCAAAACACGUGUUUUAAAGAUAGAUUUUUGUUUACAGGGGGGUUUCUUCUCAUUAUCAUGAAAAUUGAAACAUUCUGCAGUAUGAGACUUUAAGUAGAAAUUAGUCCCAUCUGAUAAAUCAUUUGUUAUUUAUCUUUUGAUGACAGAGCCAACUCAGCUUAUAUCAUCAAGUACAAUCUUCUCACAGAGCGUGUGGAGGCUCAAAUUAGUUUAAGCGGCUUUUCAGCGCGAAAGAACAGCUAUCGAUGGGGUGGAUAUGGUGGAAUGGACUUAGCAGUUGACGAGCAAGGACUGUGGGUUCUUUGGGGAGAUAAUGGAAACAGCUAUCGUUUGCACGCAUCAAAAAUAGAUGUGCGUAAAAAUACAGUCACCCACACAUGGAGCUUGAGUACAGGUAAGUAUGCAACAUGAAGCUAUGUUAACAGAGACGAAACCAUAAAAUAAAAGAGAACGAGUUAAUGAGGUGGGGAUAUUUUACGUAGAUCUCAGUUAAGAGCGAUUAAAGAAUAAGCGAUAGAAUGACUGACCCCACUCCAAGCACAGGGCAGCAACUGAAUUAAGGACACUUAGUUGAAAAAGGCCCUAGCUUUCUAAUUGAGCAUAAAAGACACAAAUAAAUUAAAUUAAUCGUAAAUGAUCAAUAAAUGAUGACAAAAAAGAAAUUUUCCUCACAGAUGAGGAGCAAGUAAAGAAACUGUAGAUAAAGAAGCUUAAAGUAAGUCAAGCCUUGACAGAACUCAAACCGUUGCCUUCCUAGUUGACUUUACACACACGUGAGCUAUGGUAUUUGAUCACAAACAAAAGAAGUAUUCUUUCCACAAGUCAGGAAAUAAAGUAAGAUAUUAAGCCAAUGCACAUCUUUGCCAAAUGAAUUUUGUCGAUUUUGUAUUUAAUUUUGACUCUUCUUUUCCCCGCGCAGAGAGGAUGUCCUAUAUGGGAAAUGCUUUUGUGGCCUGUGGAGUGAUUUACUGUAUUGACGAAUACAGCAGCAAAACCACUACCAUCAACUUUGCUUAUGACACCAAGACAGGGAAACAGUGGAUUCCCAACAUUAAGUUCACAAACCAGUAUGGGUACAACUCCAUGGUGGAUUACAACCCCACAGAAAGAGUGCUGUACGCUUGGGACAACAAACGUCUUGUUACCUACCCUCUCACCUUUGAGGAACAGUAG
Molecule: messenger RNA, 3357 nt
Organism: Pocillopora meandrina
Lineage: Eukaryota; Metazoa; Cnidaria; Anthozoa; Scleractinia; Pocilloporidae
Source: the annotation of a GenBank genome assembly